CUUCCUCCCCCUCCGGGCCUGUUUCAGUCAGUCACUGGGAUUCAGUCCUGCUGCAGGUGACAGGCGAGUCAUGGCUUUCUUCACACACCAAAUCUGCAGAAGUUUGUCGUCUUCUGCGGUCAGACAUGCUGCUAUCAAGCACGUCACGAUCAUCGGCAGCGGGCAGAUGGGUGCAGGAAUCGCACAGGUUGCUGCAUCAACUGGCCACUCGGUGACGCUGGUGGACACAAGCGACGACAUCCUUAAAAAGGCUGUCAAAGGAAUUGAAGGGAGCCUUAAAAGAGUGGUCAAGAAGAAGUUUGCUGAUAAACCAGAGGCAGGUGAGGAGUUCAUCCAGAAAGUCCUGAAGAACGUGUCGAUCUCCACAGACGCUGGAUCUGUAGUUCAGGGCUCAGAUCUUGUGUUGGAGGCCAUUGUAGAAAAUCUAAAAAUCAAACAGGAUCUUUUUGGUGCGCUCGACAAGUUGGCACCAGCACACACCAUCUUUGCCAGCAACACAUCCUCCCUUCCCAUCACUGACAUCGCCAGCUCCACCAACAGGCUGGAUAGAUUCGGUGGCCUUCACUUCUUCAACCCGGUCCCUAUGAUGAGGCUUGUAGAGGUCAUUGCAACCUCGCAAAUGAGCCAGGAGACUUUCGAUUCCCUCCUGAACUUCAGCAAAGUGCUCGGAAAAACGCCGGUGUCCUGCAAGGAUACACCAGGAUUCAUUGUAAACCGCCUGCUUGUUCCCUACAUGUUGGAGGCCGUCCGGUUGUAUGAGAGAGGUCAUGCUUCCAAAGAAGACAUUGAUAUCGCCAUGAAACUUGGUGCUGGCUAUCCCAUGGGGCCCUUUGAGCUGGCGGACUAUGUAGGACUAGACACCACAAAGUUCAUCAUAGAUGGUUGGUCUGCAGCGGAUCCUACUAACCCGCUCUUUGCCCCGAGUGAAGUGCUCAACAAGUUGGUUGCUGAGGGCAAAUUGGGCAAAAAGACAGGAGAAGGAUUCUACAAGUACAAGUAAUUCAGUUUUGCAGUGUUGCUAGUUUUACGGGGACACACAUCAAGGUGAAACUAGUCUGAACUAGAGGUCGACCGAUGGAUUUUUAAAUAUAUACAUAAUAGUUUGGAGCAGGAAAAAGCCGAUGUCAUCAACUCCCCCUGCAGAACAAAUCUGACAGUGUCGGACAUGAACAGUCUUUGACUUCAUGAGAAAUUGGGUAAUUGUAGCACUAAACAUAAGCCUAUAAACUCUUGCAUAUAUAUUUAUACAGGAGACCUUUAAUACUUUUGAGAUUUAAAUUGCUUACCAUUACCAAUUAUUAUUGGUAGUAUUAUUACUGUUGUUGAUUUUAAGCAUGAUGUAAGAAUCCUUUUUAGUCUUUUAAUUUUGUACAAAUUAGUUUUAGUUGUUGAUCACUUGGGCGAUUUAGUAACAUGCACUAUUGUUAUCUGCACAACAAUACACCACGUAGCUGUGUGAGAAUGUCCAUUUUAUGGUAAAAUAACAAACAAACAUGCUGCUUUGUGCAAUGCCGCCACACUUUGCAAUAAAAUUAUCCCAUAUAUUCUACAGUGCCAGAUUUAUCACACACAAGGUGACGUAGCAUUUCACUGCAUCUCACCAUGUAAGUGUUACAUUUAUUAUCUAUAGAUCCAUUUACAUGACACUACAAUCUAAGCAUGAUAAUAAACUCGGUAAAUGAAGAAUCAUAUGGAGGCGCUGCAUUUUACACCAAAUAACACAACAAAAAAUACCUCACUGUGACCCUUGGGGAGUUCUGUAGUCACGCCACUUGAUGAAAGACUUCCGUGUAGGAUACACCUGUGUUUCUUCUCUUGAAGCUUCUUCAGAAGCCUCCUCUCUCCUUUCUCCUUGACUCCUCGACUCCUCAAGGUGCAUUUAAGGGAUUGGAACCAUCUCCAGGUUACGGGGGGGGGGGGGGGAGGCGAGGAAGCAUAAAUACAAAUUUGUGUCAGGCAUGAUCUGCCGUACUCGGACUUAAACUGUCUCUGAUUGACUUACCCUGACAUUGGCACUCUGAACCCAACCAAUACCAAUGCUCUUGCCUAAAUCGAACCAACCCAACCAAUGCUGGCAAUGAGUACAAGCCAAUUAGAGGAAGAGUAGGGCGGGUCAUGCUUUUGCUAUCCUGGAAAAUGCAAACUGGCCUCCCGCACUUUGGCUCUUGCACUAUAACGCUGGACCUGCUGCUGUGGUCCAGCCAAAAAAAAUUAUGUAAAUUCAUGGUAAAAUGAAGAAUAAUACACAACCCUCCCCUCUUCUGCUCCAGUUGGUGAUGUACGUCCCUGUGUGGCUGUGCAGCUAUCAGCUACACUAACAAUAGUUUGUAAAACUUCCCAUCAACACAGAUCAAUCAGAUAAAUCGGUCGACCUCUAGUCAGAACAUCAGAAUAUAAGCCAUCCGAAAAGGACUGGCAAGAAAUAAAAAAAAAUUGCCUGUGCCUUCUGUAAUAACAUUUUGUCUGUCAGUUCAUUUUCUUACUGGCAUCCACUGAAUGACAUCUGAUUGUGUGUGAAGAGAUUAAAUUUGAUGACAAUAGA
This is a messenger RNA of Epinephelus fuscoguttatus (brown-marbled grouper), 2542 nucleotides long. It is a transcript of the gene hadh, whose product is annotated as hydroxyacyl-CoA dehydrogenase. Gene Ontology annotation, molecular function: (3S)-3-hydroxyacyl-CoA dehydrogenase (NAD+) activity; NAD+ binding. Bases 71 to 1000 code for a protein of 309 amino acids. Gene Ontology annotation, biological process: fatty acid beta-oxidation. NCBI's taxonomy places the organism in Eukaryota, Metazoa, Chordata, Actinopteri, Perciformes, Serranidae. The record is from RefSeq and is a predicted model, not a curated record. Gene Ontology annotation, cellular component: mitochondrion. The transcript has 8 exons.